Oncorhynchus kisutch (coho salmon) is the source of this 2638-nucleotide messenger RNA. RefSeq names its product debranching RNA lariats 1 (gene dbr1). Gene Ontology annotation, molecular function: RNA lariat debranching enzyme activity. The transcript is spliced from 9 exons. Gene Ontology annotation, biological process: mRNA splicing, via spliceosome. The record is from RefSeq and is a predicted model, not a curated record. Bases 442 to 2265 code for a protein of 607 amino acids. NCBI's taxonomy places the organism in Eukaryota, Metazoa, Chordata, Actinopteri, Salmoniformes, Salmonidae. Gene Ontology annotation, cellular component: nucleus.
UGUGUGAUUUGCAGAUAGCAGUUGAACCAGUGUGUCUGUGUAGCUAGAGUAACUAUGGUUAUUUACAGCUAACUAACUAGCGGUUGGUUCCAGUUAACUAGCAUAACCUUUUGAUUGCAUCGUUAACGUUUUGUGCAAUAAAGUUGUUAGCUACAGGUUUGGGAUUUUUCAUCUUAAUUGGAUUCACAUAAAAUGUGUCACCGGUUGCUAACUAACUCAUUCCGGGUGACAGUCGGGAGACCGCCCUUGCUAGCUAGAUACAGUACAUGUUGCAAAAGCCUGUGCUAGCUAGCUAGCAGCAACUUCAGUGCAUGUCGUCAAAGACAUUGCUAUUGAUGAGACACGCAAAAAGCGUUUCACUAUCCAAUGUACUGAAUAAUGCACAGAAAACGUUAGUAUUUAUUCAAUAGUAUAAGUGGGACACUCACAGAUAACACGCUGAUGCGGAGAGGGGCCUCCAACAAGCACGCCAUCUCUCUUCCCCGUAUCGAGCGCCCCAAUCGGAGCAGCACUUUCCGAAUACCCCGCCCUCCAGACCAGCUGCUCAGAUUUAAAAACUCAGCACAGAAAAAGAAGGCCCUUACGGGAGUCUACAGCCAAUCAUCAGCCAUGAAAAUAGCUGUGGAAGGGUGUUGCCAUGGAGAGCUGGAUAAGAUCUAUGAGACGAUUGGCUACCUGGAGCAGAAGGAGGGGGUGAAGGUAGACCUGCUGCUGUGUUGUGGAGACUUCCAGGCUGUGAGGAACGAGGGGGACAUGAAGUGCAUGGCUGUGCCGCAAAAGUACAGGCAGAUGCAGACCUUCUACAAGUACUACUCUGGAGAGAAGAAGGCUCCGGUCCUGACUAUCUUCAUCGGUGGGAAUCAUGAGGCCUCCAACCAUCUCCAGGAGCUCCCGUACGGGGGCUGGGUGGCUCCCAACAUCUACUACAUGGGUUAUGCUGGUGUUGUGCGCUACAAAGGAGUAAGGAUAGGUGGCUUGUCUGGAAUCUUCAAAGGGCAUGAUUACAGGAAAGGACAUUAUGAGUUCCCUCCAUAUAACCCAGAAACUCUACGCAGUGUUUACCACAUCAGGAACAUCGAUGUCUUCAAACUCAAACAGAUCCAGAUGCCUGUGGAUGUGUUCCUGACCCAUGACUGGCCUCGUGGGAUCUACCAUUACGGCAGCACAGGGGAGCUGCUGAGGAAGAAGAAGUUCCUGAGGCAGGAGGUGGAGUCCAACACACUGGGUAGUCCUGCAGCAGCAGAGCUCCUGGCCCACUUGCAGCCUAACUACUGGUUCUCUGCGCACCUCCACGUCAAGUUCGCUGCCCUAAUGCAGCACCCGGCCAAAGUUGAUGCUGCCCCCCGCACUACCAAAUUCCUCUCACUGGAUAAGUGCCUCCCAUACAGGGACUUCCUACAGAUCGUAGAGGUAGCAGACAGGCCAGGAUCGUCCCAGGGUCUGGAGUAUGAUCCAGAGUGGCUGGCCAUCCUCAAAGCUACAGACAGCCUGCAGACUGUCAGCCCUAAUUACUGGAACCCCCCGCAGAACAACGGCCUGCACACAAGGUGGGACUUCAGUGCUUCUGAGGCAGCCAUGAUGGAGGCUGUGGGUGACCUGGGGGGUGAACUGUCCAUCCCUGACAACUUCUGCCUGACCGUGCCAGCUUACGACCCUGCCCGGCCACAGCCCCAUGCCCACCCCAGCUACAGCACCAACCCACAGACCACCGAGCUCUGUGCCACCCUGGGUCUCAGAGACAUCUAUGCCCAGGUUGGGCAGGGAGGGUAUGGGGGCCAGAUAGGCACCCCAGAGCUGGAGGAUGAUGAAGUCCAGAGUGGAGAUGAACCCAGUGAGUAUCCUAGUGACACCUCAGGCCUGUCUAGCUCCUACAACCCUGAUGAGAUCACCAUAGAGGAUGAGUGGGAGGAGGAGGAGGAAGGAGAGAAAGGGGGAAGGGGGAAGAGCCCUGAUGCAGUGGUCCCAGAGGGGGAAGCGGGGGAGGUAGGGGGGAGACUGGACUCAGCGCCCCCCAGCCGCAUGGUUCUGACCAUGCCUGAGCCCAAAUUAGACCCCGCUCCUCCCUCACGCCUGUCCCUCAACCUCCCUCCUCCCUCUCACUCCUCACCUCCGAAAAAGGAGGAGGAGGAGGAGCCCCAUGUCCGGAUCCCUAAGCGCACCAGUGGGGAGACGGGGGACCCUAUCAGUACAGGCAGCACCCCUAGGAUCAAACGCAGGAACCAGGUCAUCUACACUGCAGUGGACGAUGACGAGAGUGAGGACUAGGGCUGGAACUUGACCCAGGUUUCAGGGGGAAGUCAGUGGGAACUGUUGUCAAAUAGAAGAUUCUUAUUAUCUCCUUUUUAUAUUGCUAUUGUCCUUCAAUGCAAACCAACAGAGAUUUCUUUUAGUAGAGGGAGAAUCCCUGAUGGAAAUGUAUUUUUUUAAGUCUGUUCAGAUCCUUUUUUUAAAAUUAUGAAAUAAAGAAAAUUGUGAUUUUUUUUAAAGAAAAGAAAUAAGUUUAAUUUCAGAUGAGGCACACUGUUUGAAGUUGUUGCUGUGGGUCAACUUCAAAAGGGCUGUGUUGGGAAACAAGAAAAGUUUAAGAACAUGAAUAUGUUUGUACACCAAAUAGUCAUAAACCAAUUUUGAACAUUAA